UGACAGAGCACGGGAGGGGGACGAGUGGCCACGGGAGGAUCUCAAAGAGAAGAGAAGACAAGAGGGGAUGGCCUGGAACCAAAGAAACGAUGGUCCAACAGCUGAAUGAAUGUGAACAAAUCCUGAGCUUUACUCAACAUACCUAAGACGGAGGGAAACAACCCCAAGCAAACCAAAGCCUUAAUCCAUACCAAAGCGUUAGCGAAGCUGCUCGGCCACCCGCGCUGUAUUCGGCGCCGUCCAAAAUGAAGGUGUUGGACAGCGCACAGGGAGACAUGAGCACUUGGCGGGAAGUGGACUUUGCUCUCAACUGUACCUACAUUGUACCGGAUCAGGUGUCGAACCCGAGUUUCAACCUGCCAAAAGCCAUGACUUCCAUCCCACGCAACCUAUCGUUCGAAUACGACAAAGAUGAGGUGAGAUCACUUUUACACAGCAAAACGGACACGCCUCCAAGCUUCAAAUACAAUGACAGAAUCAAGCACAAACGCACUAGAGUGACAGAACACCCACGACACGCGCCUCUGCCUCCGCCGCCGCCGUGCCCACUUGAGAAGCGCUGUUCCAAACGGAGUACAACACACUGCACGUUAGAACAGAAGGACACCGAGGAUACUUUACUGUACAUGGCAAUGAUUUAUAGCAACGGGCACCUGCAGAACUUCAUCGAUGGCUAUGACGUCCGCAGGAGCAACUGGAUGCGUUACGUCAACCCGGCGCGAUCGCUGAGCGAGCAGAACCUGGUGGCGUGCCAAAACGGCCGAGACAUCUACUUCUACACAAUUCGGCCCGUGGAGCCCAAACAGGAGCUGCUGGUGUGGUACAGCCAAGAGUUUGCCCAGAGGUUGUGCACUCAGCAGGAAAAUACCAAACACAAAAGCGCAAAUGCGGACGACGAGCUCGAGAACGCCCAACGGCACCUCGCUCGGCAGAUGUGGCCCACGGAGAUGACCAAGGAAGAAGUGAAAGAGGAGAGGAACGAUGAAGAAGUGGAUGUGGAGAUGUUGGGGAGAGACACCCCUCCGGAUACUCCUGAUGACCAAAUCAUGGACUUCAGCAAAAAGAUGGAAAAAGAGGAGAAGGUGGACAGGGAGCAGCAGGAUCCCGGUUUUGUUCCGUCGCCUCAGCUGGAACCGAGAGGGAUGAACACCCCCCACCUGGCAGAGCACCUCCCGGCACUGUCGUCCGAUCAACGGAAUCUGCCCCUUCACCUCCAUGGCCUCUACGGCCACAGGGAAGGCCUGGUGUCCUCCUACCCCCCGCUUUACCCUCAAUCCAGAGCCCUCCAGUCCACCUACCAGCUCCUUCCUCCCUUCACCUCGCACUAUCCUCGCCUCCUCCUCCCUUCCUACUCCCCUCCGUUUCCCGGAAUGCUGCCUUCUCGAGGAUCCGUCCGGUACAAUGGCUACCUGGGCACGGACGGGAUCCCGUACCCUCCCCUCAGCGCCCCCCAUCUCCUCCCAAUGACCCUGCCAUACCCUCCGUCCCACCAGGGUGGUCUGAAAGAACUCACCCCUAACGUGUCCCCACCAAGAGGCGCCCCGGCCACUCCCGAGCUCUCUCCCGUCCCCAAGCCGAUGAGCCGGCUCCCCUCACCUGAACGUACUUCCUCCGUCUGCGAGGAGGCGAUCAACCUCACCCUGGACAUCGCCAAAGGCAACUCGGGACUGCGCAAUCGCCCCGGCCACAAAUCUUUACCCUAUCCUCUGAAAAAGCAGAACGGAAAAAUCAAGUAUGAAUGUAACAUCUGCUCAAAGACUUUCGGACAGCUGUCCAAUCUUAAGGUUCACCUCCGAGUGCACAGCGGCGAGAGGCCUUUCCAGUGCAACUUGUGCAAAAAGAGUUUCACUCAGCUGGCUCAUCUACAGAAGCAUCACCUCGUUCAUACGGGGGAGAAGCCACAUGAGUGUCAGGUGUGUCAUAAGCGCUUCAGCAGCACCAGCAACUUGAAAACUCACCUUCGACUCCAUUCUGGGGAAAAACCUUACCAGUGCAAACUGUGCAGCAUCAAAUUCACUCAAUACAUCCACCUGAAGCUGCACCGCCGGCUACACAACAGCCGCGACCGCCCUUACCACUGCCAGCUGUGCUCCCAGGCCUUCUACCACCGUUUCUCCCUCCGCCUCCACCAACGCAGCCGCUGCCUGGCCAACUCCGACUCGGCCGUCGACGUGCACGUGACAGAAAUGCUGGAACGCUUCGAUGCCAGCCAGGAAGCCGACGCGCUGUCGGAAACGGCGUCGGCGCCGCAGCUGGAGGAGGCCGUGGAGCGGUGGCUCGCUCGCACCUUUGAAGGCGAGGGAAAGGAGGACCAGAAGGAGGCCAGCUUUCUGCUGAAAGCGCUCACCGCGGCGACGAACGCGCCCAUCGCACCGUCGGCGGCGCCCGUUUCCCGGCGCGGCGCUCCGGCGGCCUACCAGGAAAGAGCGAGCGUCGUCCACCUCCACACGCAUUCAUCAACGGUGAAACUGGAGGGUCAGUGAGACGCAACUGAAGCAACCCGUGACAGGGGCAAAGGAGAUUUAAAGAUGUAAAGCACCACUAAUAGAGAAACCAAUGUCGCCAAAAGUAGCCUCUGUUUUUGACUGAAGAAGAGAAACACAGCGGGAUUUUGUUUUUGUAUUUUGUAUGUCUAUUUUGCAGCACCAAAAUAAGAGCAUUCCAAAGACUCCACUCAGUGAUAUUUUUUCAGACAUGAUAAAGAUUGUGUUUCCUUCCGACAAAUAAUCCCAAAAAGAAAAUUGGAGGGUUUUGUCCAACUGUGAAGUCAAUUUCUUCUACUCAGGUAGUUUUUGAAUGUGUGUUUGUGUGGGCGAGUGCGUGUGUGGGUGUUAAUUUAUGUUUUUCUUUAUUUAUUUAGCUGUUCAUUUUAUUUUUGGUAGACCUUAAAACAACUCAGGAAUGAUGUCGUAGUUCGUCACGCUUGCUUUACUUUGUGUUUGUUCUGCGUGCUGUUUGUCCAGGUGGUUAAUUUAUUUAUUUAUAAUUGAACCAGGUUAAAAAAAAAAAAAAUCAAAAUUCUCAUCGAAAUGAGCAUCUGCCAAAACAUCUGGAAUCGUUACACCAUACCGAAUCGCUUGACAAAAAAAAAAAAAAAAAACGAAAUCCAGCCGAAAAUUGUGACAUCUGCGGAUGCACUGAUUUCUUCAUGUUGACUAUAAAAGUGAAAAAAACCAAAACCUGCAGUUUAUCAUCAGCACAGACAGCAGAAAAAAAAGACCAAAAAAAGACCAAUUGGCUUUCGGCGUUUGAUAUAAUUUUCUAGGUUUCUUUUUUUUUUUUUUGUACGAGGUUUCACUCUGUAGGGUUUUGGUUUUUUUUUCGAACAGGUUUGAGAUUGUAAGAAUUUAUAAGUGAGAGACUAUUUUGAUUGUACUUUUAUAUGGUAGCGUAAUAAAGAUAUUGUUUCUACAGUA
This is a messenger RNA of Hippocampus comes (tiger tail seahorse), 3416 nucleotides long. RefSeq names its product PR domain containing 1b, with ZNF domain (gene prdm1b). Bases 246 to 2483 code for a protein of 745 amino acids. Gene Ontology annotation, molecular function: DNA-binding transcription repressor activity, RNA polymerase II-specific; RNA polymerase II cis-regulatory region sequence-specific DNA binding; protein binding. The transcript has 7 exons. The record is from RefSeq and is a predicted model, not a curated record. Gene Ontology annotation, cellular component: cytoplasm; nucleus. Gene Ontology annotation, biological process: cell fate commitment; regulation of transcription by RNA polymerase II. Lineage: Eukaryota; Metazoa; Chordata; Actinopteri; Syngnathiformes; Syngnathidae.